AUGAAAGAUGUGUCCUCAGCUGUACACCGCACAAUUAAUAACUAUCAACUAACUUCACAAUCCAAGCUGCUCAAAAGACUCAAUCAAAAAAAUGAAGCCCGCAUAGUCGCCAACUUGCAUAAGAGACAUCAGGAUAGACACUUGAUGGAGCUUAUCCAGAAACGAGACUACUACACCAAUAAGAUCCACGAGCUACUAAAUGGUGCAGGAGAACAACCGAACCCAGCACUCAUCGUUGAUGACUAUGAAGCAGACUAUUACUUGGCCAAACGAUUUGUCAAAGUUCCUGAGAACGUGGACCAGGUGAGAGCCAUCAUUGCCAAACACAAGCAGUUUCAAGAUGAAAUGGCCGAGGAACAUACACGGAUUCUUCGUGAGUACGAGCUGAAGGGUCUGAAAUUGAAUGGGUUGGCAAAAUUGAAGGCACACAACGCAUCUAGUGAAGCGAAGAGGGAAAAUGGCCGAAACUUGGCUUUGGAUGGCUUGUAUCAGAGAAUAGCAACUAGACAACGGAAACUCUCUGAAGAGUCAGAGGCCAUGUUACGGGAACUCAAGGUGCCCUUCUUUUGUAUAGAUGAAUCCAUUAGCAUGGACGUCGAGAGUUUGCUCAAAAACAAGAAGUACGUGCUCAACACGCUCUACAAACUAGUACAAUCACAAAGGUAA
This is a messenger RNA of Sungouiella intermedia, 666 nucleotides long. The record is from the annotation of a GenBank genome assembly. NCBI's taxonomy places the organism in Eukaryota, Fungi, Ascomycota, Pichiomycetes, Serinales, Metschnikowiaceae.